Molecule: messenger RNA, 669 nt
Organism: Lathyrus oleraceus (garden pea)
Lineage: Eukaryota; Viridiplantae; Streptophyta; Magnoliopsida; Fabales; Fabaceae
Exons: 1
Coding region: 1-669 (222 amino acids)
Source: RefSeq, a predicted model, not a curated record
AUGCCUUCAUAUGCUAAGUUUCUUAAAGAGAUUUUAUCCAACAAAAUAAAGCUUGAGGAUGAUGAAACCAGUAUGCUUACUGCCGAGUGUAAUGCUAUUAUUCAAAACAACAUGCCUCCUAAACUGAAAAACUCAGGUAGUUUUUCCAUACCAUGUGUAAUAGGAAGUUAUAUCAUAGACAAAGAUCUAUGCGAUUUAGGAGCCAGUGUUAGUUUAAUGCCCUUAUCCACAUGCGAAAAACUCAAUCUAGGCGAAUUAAGACCAACAAAGAUGUCUCUACAACUAGUUGAUCGUUUUGUUAAAUUUCCAAUAGGUACGCUAGAGAACGUUCCAGUUCGUAUAGGACAAUUCUAUAUUCCUACCGACUUUGUAAUAAUGGAUAUAAAGGACCCACAUCCAUAUUAUUUUAGGAAGAACCUUUUUAGCCACAGCCGGAGCCACCAUAGACGUGAAGAAAUAAGGCUAACAUUCGAAGUUGGAGAAGAAAAAGUUAAAUUUCUCUUAGCUAAAUUCCUACAAGCACCAGUUAUAGAUUACUCAUGUUGUUUCUUAGACAUCAUCGACGAAUGUGUGAAAGAAAUAGAGAAGGAACCAUCUAAGUAUACUGAAGUACUGAAGAUUCCAACACCUUAUAUAUUCGAAGACGAUAAUUGCGUGAGCCAUACGUAG